Mesorhabditis spiculigera is the source of this 1239-nucleotide messenger RNA. The record is from the annotation of a GenBank genome assembly. Lineage: Eukaryota; Metazoa; Nematoda; Chromadorea; Rhabditida; Rhabditidae.
AUGAAUAUCAUCCAGGGCAUCCUCUCUUCCGUAAAGCCCCUGCCGGACAGCGAUUUCUCCGAUCGUCUCUCCUAUGUCUAUUCGACUUUGGGCCUAAUUGUCGGCUCGGCAUUUGUAUCGGGCUGGAGCUUUGUCGGCAGCCCAAUCCAGUGCUGGUUCCCGGCCUAUUAUAAAGGAUGGUGGAUGGAAUACGUGCUAGACUAUUGUUAUGUACAAAAUACGUAUUUUCUACCGUUUACAGAAAUAAAGCCCCAAAACGAGUGGGAUUUCGCGAACCACAUCGUGCCAUACCCGAAAAAUAUCACCGAGCGAGAGGACAAGCAGCUCGGGUACUACCAGUGGGUGCCAUUCAUCCUGGCUCUCCAAGCCUUCCUCUUCUACCUGCCGAUUCUAAUCUGGAGAACGGUUUAUGAGGGCACGGGCUUCAAGAUCGCUACGAUCUGCCAGACAUGUGCCAUCGCUCAGAAUAUGGAGGAGAAGGACCGGGAGAAGAAUAUGCGAAUUGUGUCCGGAUUCCUCGUUUAUGAGCAUUCUGUGGCAAACGCUAUCGGUGGAAAAGUGCGGCGUACGGCUUCUGGAACUUUUGUCAUCGGCACUUAUAUGCUGACAAAAGUGCUUUUCGUGGCCAACGCCCUGCUCCAAUUCGUGCUCCUGAAGGGCUUCCUCGGCGUCGACACAUUUUUCUGGGGCCUACAGGUGUUCAACGACAUUUGCUCGGGGCGGGAAUGGCCGCAGAGUGGCAAUUUUCCUAGGGUAACUUUCUGCGACUUUGAAGUGCGUGUGCUCGGAAAUCUUCAUCGCCACUCCGUGCAAUGCGUGUUGAUGAUCAACAUGUUCAACGAGAAAAUUUUCAUUUUCCUGUGGUUCUGGCUGUUCCUCGUGCUCUGCUACAGCGUUUAUUCCCUGUUCUACUGGCUGUCCACCGCCUUCACCACGUCCUAUGGGAAGAAGGUGGUCCGACAUUAUAUUGAGAAGAUCGACCCUCCGACCGGUGAUGCCGAGUACGACCACCACAAAAAGCAACUUCUCGAGGAGUUUGUCGUGGAUAAGCUGCGUACGGACGGAGUUUUUGUACUCAGGUUGAUCAUGUCGAAUUCUGGGGAUAUGAUUGCGUGCUCGUUGAUAAGGACGUUGUGGCAAGAUUUUGUGAAGGAACGCGGCAGCCGUCCCCCACCUUACGAGAAGCCCAAACUCCUCCAGGGUGGUCUCCUUACUGAUAAGGACCAAGAGAGUGCCUUU